CAGAGCUGAGCUACCUCAUGUCCCGACAGCUAACAGGGAUCUAGCAGAGGGAGGGGACACAGUCAAAGCCAGCCUCUCCGUGUGUAUGAGUUUGUGUGUGAGUGUGUGUGUGUAUGUGUGCGUGUGUAUGUGUGUGCCAGUCACAGACGAGCAGGCACGGCCCCUGCUGCCUCUGCACUCCGGCUUCACCACACUUUUCACCUCUCCUUGCUCCAGCACACAACCCAGGCCAUCAUCGCACUCCUCCACGGCAGGCAACAAGGGAUCGGCAAGGGGGGGAGAGACAGGACCGAGAGGGGGGACGUCAGGCUUCCUGCAGGCCACUUCUUGACAAUCCAAGCGGCUCGUGGACGUUACGUGCAGUCGGGAUGAUUGCGGCUCAGCUCCUGGCCUACUACUUCACCGAGUUGAAGGAUGAUCAACUCAAAAAGAUCGACAAGUACCUCUACUCCAUGCGAUUCUCGGAUGAGACGCUGAAGGACAUCAUGAACCGCUUCCGCAGGGAGAUGGAGAACGGGCUCGGUCAUGACACCAACCCCACCGCCACCGUCAAGAUGCUGCCCACCUUCGUCAGGUCCAUCCCGGACGGUUCAGAAAAGGGGGAUUUCAUUGCUCUGGACCUCGGGGGAUCCUACUUUCGGAUCCUGAGAGUCAAGGUGACGCAGGACAAAAAGCAACCGGUCCAAAUGGAGAGCCAGUCUUAUGAAACCCCAGACAACAUCAUUCAUGGCAGUGGAACACAGCUUUUUGACCAUGUGGCAGAAUGCCUGGGUGACUUUAUGGAGAAACAGAAAAUUAAGGACAAGAAGCUCCCUGUUGGAUUUACAUUCUCUUUUCCUUGCGCCCAAACCAAACUGGAUGAGGCUGUCUUAGUGACAUGGACAAAAAAGUUUAAGGCCAGUGGAGUCGAAGGCAUGGACGUUGUAAAACUCCUUAACAAGGCAAUCAAGAAACGGGGGGACUAUGAGGCAGAUAUCAUGGCAGUGGUGAAUGACACCGUCGGAACCAUGAUGACUUGCGGAUUUGACGACCAGCGCUGCGAAGUGGGCAUCAUCAUAGGAACAGGAACCAAUGCCUGCUACAUGGAGGAAAUGCGUCACAUUGACCAGGUGGAAGGCGACGAGGGACGGAUGUGCAUCAACACUGAGUGGGGGGCCUUUGGGGACGACGGCUCUUUAGAGGACAUUCGCACAGAAUUUGAUCGUGAGAUCGACAGGGGAUCCAUCAACCCAGGAAAGCAGCUCUUUGAAAAGAUGGCCAGCGGCAUGUACAUGGGAGAACUGGUGCGACUCAUUCUGGUCAAGAUGGCCAAAGAGGGUCUGUUGUUUGAGGGCCGGAUAACUCCUGAGCUCUUGACAAAAGGGAAGAUCGAGACCAAGCAUGUUUCUGCCAUUGAAAAGACUAAAGAAGGGCUAAAGAAGUGCAUGGAAAUCCUAACGAGGCUCGGGGUGGAGCCGUCUGAUGAAGACUGUCUGGCUGUGCAGCAUGUGUGCACCAUUGUGUCAUUCCGCUCAGCAAAUCUUAUUUCUGCGACACUGGGGGGCAUCCUCUCUCGCCUUAAAGAAAACAAGGGCGUGGCUCGCCUGCGCACUACCGUGGGCAUCGACGGGUCUCUCUACAAAAUGCACCCGCAGUACGCCCGCCGUUUGCACAAGACGGUGCGGCGCUUGGUCCCGGACUCGGAUGUCCGCUUUCUGCUGUCAGAGAGCGGCAGUGCCAAAGGUGCCGCCAUGGUGACAGCGGUGGCGUACCGAUUGACGGAGCAGGCGAGACAGAUUCAGCAGACCUUAGCCGAGUUCAGGCUCAGCAAAGCCCAGCUGCUGGAAGUGAAGAAGCGGAUGCGGGUGGAGAUUGAAAGAGGCCUGAAGAAGGACACCCACGAGGAAGCAACCGUCAAAAUGUUGCCCACAUAUGUUCGAAGUACACCGGAUGGAACAGAGAAUGGAGAUUUCCUAGCUUUGGAUCUUGGAGGGACAAACUUCCGUGUCCUUCUGGUAAAGAUUCGCAGCGGGAAGCGGCGAUCAGUGGAGAUGCAUAACAAAAUCUACGCCAUUCCCAUAGAAGUCAUGCAGGGUACAGGAGAGGAGCUCUUUGACCACAUCGUGCACUGUAUCUCUGACUUCUUGGACUACAUGGGAAUGAAAAGCGCUCGUCUGCCUCUAGGUUUUACUUUCUCCUUCCCCUGUCAUCAAACCAGUCUGGAUGCAGGAAUACUUGUGACCUGGACCAAAGGUUUCAAAGCCACAGACUGUGAGGGUGAAGAUGUAGUGGAGCUUCUGAGGGAGGCCAUCAAGAGAAAAGAGGAAUUUGAGCUGGAUGUGGUCGCUAUAGUCAAUGACACAGUUGGCACCAUGAUGACCUGCGCGUACGAGGAACCCACCUGUGAGGUGGGUCUGAUUGCAGGGACAGGGAGUAACGCCUGUUACAUGGAGGAGUUGAGGAACAUCGAGAUCGUGGACGGAAACGAAGGCCGCAUGUGUGUCAACAUGGAAUGGGGAGCUUUUGGAGACAACGGCUGCCUGGAUGACAUCAGGACAAAGUACGACCAGGCGGUAGAUGAGAACUCGCUCAACGAAGGCAAACAACGGUAUGAGAAAAUGUGCAGUGGCAUGUACCUCGGAGAGAUUGUCAGACAGAUUUUAAUUGAUCUGACCAAACGUGGAUUCCUUUUCCGGGGACAAAUCUCUGAAACGCUGAAGACCAGAGGGAUCUUCGAGACAAAGUUCCUGUCUCAGAUAGAGAGUGAUCGUCUGGCGCUGCUGCAGGUCAGGGCGAUCCUGCAGCAGCUGGGGCUGGACAGCACCUGUGAUGACAGUAUCAUUGUCAAAGAGGUGUGUGGCACCGUGUCUCGCCGCGCGGCACAGAUCUGCGGAGCCGGCAUGGCCGCCGUGGUGGACAAGAUCCGUGAGAACCGAAAACUGGACCACCUGGACGUGACUGUGGGCGUGGAUGGAACGCUAUACAAGUUGCACCCACACUUCUCUCGGAUCUUCCAUCAAACGGUGAAGGAACUCGCCCCCAAAUGUGACGUCACCUUCCUGCUCUCGGAGGACGGCAGCGGCAAGGGUGCCGCCCUCAUCACUGCUGUGGGCUGCCGUCAGAGGGAGAUGGAGGCUCAGCAGCACUGAGAUGCUGGCCUCACCUCGGAGAAUCGACCUGCUGCUCCAUCGCCACCUUUUCACCAGCCACACAGCCAAUCACCCCCACCAACCCCAAACAGCCGUGACUCCACAUCUGUCCCCUGUCCCCCCAACAGUCAGGGUGCCUUGCCCCAAGCACAGCAUACGAGCACCCGCCUCAAAAUAUUUAUUUAAACUGCACCAGCAGCUUUCUUGUGUUUGUACAUUGUCCUGAAAAUCCUGUCCUAAUCUGAUCUACCUAACCUCCUUAGUUGUGUAAUAUUAGUGUAUUGCUAAUUUUAUUUUUAUAUGGAGGCAAAUAUAUGACUGUAUUUAUAUAGCUGAGGCCACUUUGGAUCGCAGAGGUUACGAGCAUUUUAGACCACAGAAACAAGAAAAUGCCUGCACUUUUUAUAUGAGAAUUAAGGCCCGCGGCUUUCCUAUGUAACUUCUUAAAGCCGGACCUUCUCUCUCACGGAACCAGCAGAGUCGUUUUUACAGGUAGCAACAAGGGCUCGCUGCAGAGACUUUGAAUGCACGAGUCACGGCUGUUCGAUUCAUCCUCAUGACAUCAUGUGCUAAGCUACUGACCUGCUGUCGUGCGUCUGUCCAUGUAUGUCACGUGUUCGAGUAUUCCGGCGGCGGCUCUGAGCAAGCGGGAGGCUUUAGCGUAUAUUUUAGAAGUAUUUGUGAACUACUAAGCUUUGUUGUUGUCGUGAUGAAUCCCGCCUCCACACGUGUAGAGAAUCCAUGCUUACUGGACCCGGCCGGGGAGGAGUGGAACAAUACUGCGAACGCUUUAUUGUGUAUUUGUGACAGGAGUGUACGUGUGUCCGACCUGUAAGCUUUCAAUGUCCAAAGCUCUGUGGAGACUGCAUGCCUUACACUCAGACCAGGGGUCUUUCUGUUUGUUUCACAUGGAUAUAGAUAGAUAUAGAGUUGUGAUGGACACAGUGAAAAGUCAGUUCAUGAUUAAAUUAUAUUUUGUUGUGGA
This is a messenger RNA of Doryrhamphus excisus (bluestripe pipefish), 4113 nucleotides long. Its product is annotated as hexokinase-1. Gene Ontology annotation, cellular component: cytosol; mitochondrion. NCBI's taxonomy places the organism in Eukaryota, Metazoa, Chordata, Actinopteri, Syngnathiformes, Syngnathidae. Gene Ontology annotation, molecular function: ATP binding; fructokinase activity; D-glucose binding. The record is from RefSeq and is a predicted model, not a curated record. Gene Ontology annotation, biological process: glucose metabolic process; intracellular glucose homeostasis; carbohydrate phosphorylation.